AUGACCCUACCCAAAGGCGCCCAUGUAUCUUCGAGAGCGGAAGGCAAGCAACGUGCCCGAGACGAGGGCACCGGUGGUGCUGGUGGCAUGGUGCUUAACCUUGAGAUGGUGGCCACGAGCUACAAUUCAUUUGCCUACGUCGUGCCCGUGUUAGUAGGUUCGGCUCAGCAAAACCUUUCCCUCCAGGUUGAUACGGGCUCCUCGGAUCUUUGGAUCGCAUCAAAAUCGUGUUCCACGGCAUCGUGUUCAUCCACAGAUGGUCGCCUAUACGAUCCGACCUCCUCGACGCCAACCGGUGCUAGCUUUACCAUCGAUUACCUCUCCGGAACCGUCAGCGGGCCCAUAGUAUGGGAUACGGUCCAGCUUGGAACAUACAGCCUGCAAAACCAGGCGUUGGCCGCUGCCACCUCGAUAUCCAACGAGCCCCUUAGCUUAGAUUUUGAUGGCAUCCUCGGUCUUGCUCUUCCCCUCAAUUCGGUAAUUGAACAAGCGGUCCCCCCGGCUACGGACAAUAACCCAGACGGCGCAUCGUUUUCCUCGAAUCUCUUUUCCAUGACCCCCGCCUCCACAGCUCCCUCACAGCCGUUCUUCUCCCUCACUUUUGCCCGUCCUGGCUCGGAUGAAAUUCCAUCACUUCUCGGAAUCGGUAUGCAUCCUUCGUCCGUCGUUCCAGAUCCCUCGAAAAUCAACUAUUCGACGCUUGUGAGCCAGGGUGUUGGCACAUUGUUCUGGAAAACGAAUCUUCGAGCCAUCACAGUCUACGUAAAUGGUCAGGCGCGUCCUGUGUUACUAACAGACUCUGUUACUGGCGCUGCUUUCCCCACUGCGUUACUCGACUCUGGCGUGCCGUUGAUCAUCACAACAUCGUCCAUCGCAAACGGAAUAUAUGGCGCACUGGGCAUAAGUCCAGCCUCAGAUGGUAAUUACUAUGUCCCCUGUACAACGCCACUCAACAUGACUAUUACUCUUGACGGCCAACCCGAGCUACCCAUCCACCCCCUUGACCUCACCAACGAGCCGUCUGGGCAGCACAACGCACAGUACUGCAUCGGCCUUAUACAAGCUGACGACUCACAACUUACCGCCACUUCCCAAAUCGGGGACAUGGUCCUCGGUGUUCCUUUCAUGCGUAACGUUUACACCGUGCUUGCAUACGAACCCUCACCCUUUAACGUGUCUGUCUACACUGGAAUCCGUCCAACACUUGGACUCAUGGGACUUACAAAUAUAACCCAAGCACUUGAUGAGUUCAACAACGUCCGCGUCCUCAAUCAACCGCUCGGCGGUUCGCCGCCACAACAGACAUCCUCUUCAAAUGACACAAAGCUGUCGGUGGGCCUUGAAGUACUCAUCGGUCUCAUCGGUUUCUUUGCAUUAUGCUUCACACUUUUCGGGCUGAAAUGGUUUAUGACCCGGCGGCAGUGGAAGAAACAGGGAAUGGUAGACACGGAUGGGGGGAAGAAAGGCGAAGGCGAAUAUAUGGCCUAUCAGCUUACGAGGCGAAACUCGCGGUCAAGCGAUGAUGCUCCUCCCGUCAGUACUCUCCGGACGCUCGCGUACAACUCAUACGCUACGAGGAAAGAGAAAGUGUCCGAGUAUACUUUUGACUCAAACGGGACGCGUGUUGAGCCAGAUCCAGUCGAAGAGUUUGGACAAUGGAAGGCCAAAUACGAUCAUUCGCCUCCGUCGAUAUUCGAACUGAGCGAUCCGUGGGAUCCUCAUGCUGGAAAUCGAGAUACGAUUGUAGGCACUGAAGCGCCUUUGCCUGAUACUCCUUCCUCCCCUGAUCUUUCGGCUACCAUCCAUCGACGAACUCCGGAUGAAAUCAGUCGUUUGCCGGAAAGCAUAUCUGUUCCCUUGCUCACAGACCGGCAUCGCCGAAGAAGCAGCUCGCAGAGCAGUGAUAGCGACGUCGCGGAAGUUGGUGUAGGCAUGGCAGGCGUUGGCACCCUUGCACGCGGGAGCCAAAUCAUUGGUGAUAUGCGUCACCACCCGUCUCGGGGCGAUAACGCUGACAGGAACUCGACGUCCUUGGGUUCGCGUAAUGACAUCAUCACUCCCUCAUGGCGAUAUCGGGCAUCGCACGAACAUCCUGAUACUUUUGAUGUUGUCGAUAUCCAUUGA
Molecule: messenger RNA, 2124 nt
Organism: Suillus clintonianus
Lineage: Eukaryota; Fungi; Basidiomycota; Agaricomycetes; Boletales; Suillaceae
Product: aspartic peptidase domain-containing protein
Exons: 5
Coding region: 1-2124 (707 amino acids)
Biological process (GO): proteolysis
Molecular function (GO): aspartic-type endopeptidase activity
Source: RefSeq, a predicted model, not a curated record